Molecule: messenger RNA, 2953 nt
Organism: Sphaeramia orbicularis (orbiculate cardinalfish)
Lineage: Eukaryota; Metazoa; Chordata; Actinopteri; Kurtiformes; Apogonidae
Product: E3 ubiquitin-protein ligase rnf146-like
Exons: 3
Coding region: 222-1382 (386 amino acids)
Biological process (GO): ubiquitin-dependent protein catabolic process; Wnt signaling pathway
Cellular component (GO): nucleus; cytoplasm
Molecular function (GO): ubiquitin protein ligase activity; zinc ion binding; poly-ADP-D-ribose binding
Source: RefSeq, a predicted model, not a curated record
AAGCGUACGUAGUUGCCUUUAUCCUUUGGCUUCUUCUUUCGGAGGAAAACAAAGCCAGUUAACGUCGGGAGUCACAAAAUUUGCAUUGGAAAUUAGUGUCGUAAUAUUAAUUAUAACUAUACACAAUACCAGCACUGCAGAAUCUUAAGUGGCAAGUUUGAAGUCCUAUUAGCACUACUAAUGAUACAGCGGCAUUAAGAGAACCUCCAUACUUCCUAAGGAUGGCUAGUUGUGGCGAGGUAGACCACACUGUUAGCUCCCUUCCAUCCAGUAAGAAGGGCAGCAAUAGCAGUGGUGGAAGUGGGAACAAUGCAGAAUCAUCAUGCUCUGGUUCCAGCAACUCAUCUCCUGCCCUGUCUGUACCAGAGUGUGCCAUCUGUCUGCAGAGCUGUAUCCACCCUGUCCAGCUGCCAUGCCAUCAUGUCUUCUGUUUCCUGUGUGUGAAGGGAGCAUCCUGGCAGAGUAAACGCUGUGCACUCUGCAGACAGGAAGUACCGGACGACUUUUUGGAAAGGCCUACACUCCUCUCUCCAGAGGAGCUGAAAGCAUCAGCAGGGGGUCGGGGUGGGACGGCAAGUGAUCACGCCUGGUAUUAUGAGGGUCGGAAUGGUUGGUGGCAGUAUGAUGAGCGAACCAGCCGUGAGCUGGAGGACGCUUUCUCCAAGGGCAAGAAGACAGCUGAAAUGCUCAUUGCAGGGUUUUUGUAUGUAGCUGACUUGGAGAAUAUGGUGCAGUAUAGGCGCAAUGAGCAUGGUCGUCGACGCAAGAUGAAGAGAGACAUUUUGGAUAUCCCAAAGAAGGGAGUGGCAGGACUGCGUUUGGACACUGAUGGUGUUACUGGGGCCAUUGGGGCUGCAGGGAGAGAAAACUCAGCUGACGGGGCAGAUACCUCUAUAUCAGGUGCACAGCAGCAGGUUACAGGUAACUCUUCCACUGUUGCAGCGCCUCCAUCCAGUGCCAGACCACCCACUUCCCUCGGGGGCCAGCCUGGGAGCAACAGUAGUACCUCUCUGGAGGAUGCUCUCUCACAGAUGCAAAUUAGCCCCCGGCCCACACCUUCUCAUGAGCGCUCUGAAGCUGGGGAGGGAGAAGAAGAAGAUGAGGAGGAUGAGGCCUCACCCUCAAGGUCCUCUGACCCUCACACAUCAGUGGACGAAUCUGGCUCUGGAGACUGGAGCGAUGAUGAAGAAGAGGAGGAUGAAGAAGAGGAGGGGGGAGAUGGAGAGCAUGUGGAUCCAUGGGAGGACAGGUCGCGCAGACAAAGACUGAAUCCAGAGGACAGAGUUCCUCCUGGUGCAGAGUCUGCCUCUACCCCUUCCUCAACAAGUAGCAGUGGAAGGUCCAGAAUGCCUGAUGGCCAAUGUACAGUGACUGAAGUGUAAAGUUAUUGCUGAUACCUUCAUUGACAAAUGGCUAUGUUCCAUUCCAUUAAUUUAUUCCUUAUUUUAUGCUGUUAAACACUCUGUCACAGAUCAAAUGUGGGUGGAAUGCUCAUUAACAUAGUAGAGGGGCAGUACACACUUGAGUUUGUCUUUUUUUCCCUUCUUUCUUGUUUGUUAAAACUUAACAGUGAAAGUGAAGUGAUUCUAGUCAUGACAGAGUUACAAGUUGGCACACAGAUGGGUACAGUGUGUUGUAAUGAGCUGUGAACUCUUUUAUUUAUAAUUCUAUAUCAACCAGUCCAUCAUGUGAGGUGGGUGUAACAGACUUGUUGUGACAACUGUACAAUCAUUCUGCAAACUUAAAACCAUUUGGUUGUAGGCAUAUCAAAUCUGUUCUUUUAGCUUGCCAUCCUGCCUCUGCUAAUCAUCUUGUCUUUAAAUUAAUAAGCAAAAUGCCCAGAGGGAUUCUGGGAGUCCCAGACAGACCUGUGACAUGCAGUGAGAAAUAGUAUAAAUCAGGAUUUUAUUCCUGGAAGUGGAACUCUUUCAUUAUCAUAAUUGUGAAUGGCUGCAUUCUAAUAAACACCUUAACUCUCUCAGCUAACAUAGCACAGAAAAAUGGGCUUCUCCGAGCUCAGGUCAUCUGAUUGCUCUAGCAAAUAAUUUAAUUCCUUGACAACGUGUUCCCAGUCUCUACCCCACCUGAAUAUGUCCCUGCUUCAGGUUUAAAUGAUUGUGAAGCUUUUCCUUCCAAGUUCUGAAACUAAUCCAUUAACUGAAGCUGUUUGGAGCUGGUUGUGCCGGUUUGAAGAAAUUUUAAUCAUUGUUUAUCCUGAAGAAGAAAACAGAAAUAGUAAAUGAAGCUCUGGAACCAUGUGGGUGUUUCACGUUCACACUAAGUGUUUUAUAACAUAGUAAUGUCAUUCAGGAGCCCACAUGAGUACAAGGCUCUCAUGUCAUUUCAAUUAACCUGCAGCUUCUGAAACUGUAAAAUCUAAGAUGAAGAAAUCUUGUUAAACAAUGUGCUAAUGGAAUUACAUUAUCAACUGUGUUUUAACAUUUCCAGCUUGAAAGACUUGGCUUUUAAUGUGAAGUAUAUCCAUGUUUACCUUUUAAAGUUGUUGAGGUGUCUGUUGCCUCAUUAAAUUCUUCUUGUCCCUGAUUAAGGUAUUUUCAAUUGGUGUGUUUCCAAAGUUUUGGGCUUUGUGCGUGUUUGAAGAGAGAGUUAUUUAAACACUACUGGUUGGCAGGAUGUCGAGAAUUUAUAUUUUUGGAUUCAGUUUGAGUAAAUGUUUUUAAUUUGUGUAUCUUGCGUUCCUGGUUGUAAAUCCUGUUUUAGGUAUGAUAUCUGAGGCAGAAAGUGAACAACACACCAUUUGCUUUCGGCCAUACUGCAGAAAUUUGAAGUUCUGUUUUUAUUUCUAUGUCUUACAUGCUUACAUCAUAAGCUCAGUUAGACUUCUCAUUCUGACAAAUAAAGUUUGUGUAACGGUUUUUGCUUGGCUACUUUUUUGUUACAUGGUUUGUAAUUUAAGAAUAAAUUGUGUCAUUUCAUCAUCCUAAAACAGUCA